Musa acuminata subsp. malaccensis (wild Malaysian banana) is the source of this 1920-nucleotide messenger RNA. The record is from RefSeq and is a predicted model, not a curated record. NCBI's taxonomy places the organism in Eukaryota, Viridiplantae, Streptophyta, Magnoliopsida, Zingiberales, Musaceae.
AAGAAGAAGAAGGGGACGAGGUGAUUGGCACGUGAGGCGUAGUACACUCUAAACGCAUACCCACAUGUGGUGUUGCAAUUCAUUUACGUCUCCAAUCCAACUCUCUUUUUUUUUGGCUCCUCAGGUGUUGGUUGUUUGGAUCUCAUUUCACUUUCCUCCCUCUGUUGUUCUUUGGAGUAGUGCUCGGCCUGUUUAGAUCCCUUGUCUUUGUGCUUGUCCGUUGCUUUUCGAGCUCGUCUUAAUCCCUUGAAGUCGUGGUACUAAUGCAUCGUAUUAAGAUGUUGUAAUUGCUUGAUCUUACACUACAUUAGGUGAUGGAUUCCAUCAGAUCCUGUCUGCUUGAUUUGACAACGGACACGAAAGCCGCCGUGAUGGCUUUCCCUUCUCGCUACAAGUUUCCUGCUUAGGGCUUUCUUUCCUCCCCUUCCCUCUCCUCUCUGAUCUAUUCUCAAGAGACCUGUAUUCUUAGAAAAUUAAGUUCAAGAAAUCUUCCUUUUAUUUGAUUGCCAGCUUUCCUUUUUUUUUUUCCCUUUUUGUUGUUAUUCUACUUUUGAUAGGUCUACUAGUGAGGCAUGGAGGAAUUCUCUCACCCAGGUGACAGUGGUGGUCGUGGCACCUCCGGGGGUGCUCUCCUAUACCUCCCGUCAUCAGCUACCACCGCCUGCACUACUUCAGCUCCUCCGCCGACGAGGACCACCGUGUACGAGCAGGGCUACUACUACACCACCACCUCCCAGCCUUACCUCCAAACACCACCACUUAAAACUGAAGCUGGCUCAUCUCGAGCACAAAAGAGAGCUAUACAAACACAAGAGCAAGGAGAGAUCUCUCAGAAUGAUAUGGAGGAGAUCAAGGCAAAGAUCAUGUCGCAUCCUCAGUACUCUACCCUUGUCGGAGCCUUUAUGGACUGCCAAAAGGUGGGAGCACCACCGGAGGUGGUGACGAGGCUCUCCGCCAUCGUCCACGACGUCUCGCCAGGGCCGGGCUGCCAUAACGACGGUUCUCCUGACCCGGAUCUCGACCAGUUCAUGGAAUCAUACUGUGAUAUGCUCGUCAAGUACCGGCAAGAGCUAACGAAGCCACUGCAAGAGGCCACAAACUUCCUCAAGAAGAUGGAGUCACAGUUUAAUGCGCUCACCGACAGUUCCACUCGCGGCCUCUUUCCCUCUGAUGAAAUAUGUGAAGGUGUUGGUUCCUCUGAAGAGGAUCAGGAUGCCGGUGGAGGAGAAGCAGAUCUUCCAGAGGUUGACCCACACGCAGAGGACAAAGAGCUGAAGCACCACCUUUUGAAGAAGUAUGGUGGCUAUUUAAGCACCCUCAGGAAAGAGCUGUCCAAGAAGAAGAAGAAAGAAAAGCUGCCAAAGGAUGCCCGGCAGAAGCUGCUCAACUGGUGGGAGCUGCACUACAAAUGGCCAUAUCCAUCUGAAACCGAGAAGAUGGCGUUGGCGGAAUCUACAGGUCUUGAUCAGAAGCAAAUCAACAACUGGUUUAUAAACCAAAGAAAGAGGCAUUGGAAACCAUCCGAGGACAUGCAGUUCGUCGUGAUGGAUGGUUUCCAUCCACGCAAUGCUUCUUCUGCUUCAGCUCUCUUCAUGGAUGGGCAAUUCAUGGUCGACGGCAUGUUCCGUUUCGGUCCGUGAUGUACGAUCAUCUACAACUAGUUUUCAGGUUCAGAUCAUGAAAGUCUUGUCUCCCUUAGUAAGUGCUGAAUUCAAAGUAUAAGAAGCAAUUGUAGUGAUACUAGAUUCAUCAGGAUUCUUGUUGCAACAUGUAACUUUUCUGGGUUAGUCUUCUUUCUAUGUAUUCAUGGGUUCUAUUGUGGGAUUGAAUUGUAGGUAUAUAAUGUAAACAAAUUGAUAUGGUUUGGACUUUUCUCUGUAAUUUUAAGCUGCUUAAAGUUUCUUAUUUCUGCUGAUCAAA